Mangifera indica (mango) is the source of this 519-nucleotide messenger RNA. RefSeq lists its product as uncharacterized. The transcript has a single exon. NCBI's taxonomy places the organism in Eukaryota, Viridiplantae, Streptophyta, Magnoliopsida, Sapindales, Anacardiaceae. Bases 1 to 519 code for a protein of 172 amino acids. The record is from RefSeq and is a predicted model, not a curated record.
AUGCCGAAGAAAAAUGGUGAUGUUUCUCGUAGAGCAUGGAACUUGUUACGUGCAGCAUUGUUAUGGGCAAGAAAAGGGGGAUUGUUUAAGAGACGUUUGAUGAUGGAACUACGUGUGCUUCCAAAAUUCAUCAGAAGUUUAGGUCACAAUACUCCACCAGACCAAAUUUAUUAUGGAGAGCGGGAGCUUUCCUUUGACAAGACACCCAUUUUCAAAGUGAAGAUGCAUCGUCUAGCUUCCAUGAGAUUUCUUAUUCCUUGCAUAGACCCGCCAGUUGACUUUGAUUAUGAUUUUGAUCUUGAUGAUGAUGAUGAAGAUGGAGAUGGUUACGAUUAUGGAAGAAAGAGUUACUUGGAAAAUGAAGAACAAGUAGUAGAAGAAGAGAAAAUUCCAUUAGAGGAACAAGGAAUUGAUCUGAGAGCGGAGGAGUUCAUAGCUAAGUUUUAUGAACAAAUCAAAAUGCAAAGACAGAUUUCAUAUUUGGAGUACAAUGAGAGCCUAAAUAAAACCACAACUUGA